This is a messenger RNA of Phoenix dactylifera (date palm), 1712 nucleotides long. RefSeq names its product eukaryotic translation initiation factor 3 subunit E-like. Gene Ontology annotation, cellular component: eukaryotic translation initiation factor 3 complex; cytoplasm. The record is from RefSeq and is a predicted model, not a curated record. NCBI's taxonomy places the organism in Eukaryota, Viridiplantae, Streptophyta, Magnoliopsida, Arecales, Arecaceae. Gene Ontology annotation, molecular function: translation initiation factor activity.
CGUCCAAAAGGCUCAUCUCUUUCUUCUAGUUUUCGCAGGAUAACUCCGACCUCUCUUCUUCCUGCGGCGGGAACGGAGAAGCGCCCGAGAAACUCUAACCGUAAGUAACUCCGCUCGAGCUCUAGCCAUGGCGAACUACGACCUCACCUCCCGGAUCGCUCCUCAACUCGACCGCCACCUCGUCUUCCCCCUUCUGGAGUUCCUCCAGGAGCACCAGCUCUACGCCGAGGACGAGAUCCUCAAGGCCAAGAUCGAGCUCCUCAGCCAGACCAACAUGAUCGACUACGCCAUGGACAUCCACAAGACCCUCUACCACACUGAAGAGGUCCCCCAAGAGAUGGUGGAUAGGAGGGUCCAGGUUGUCGCGAGGUUGAAGUCUCUUGAGGAAUCGGCGGCGCCGCUGAUCUCUUUUCUUCAGAACGCUUCCUUGGUUCAGGAGCUGAGGCCCGAUAAACAAUACAACAUCCAGAUGCUCAAUGAUCGGUUUCAGAUUGGUGCUGAUCAUAUAGAGGCUUUAUAUCAAUAUGCUAAGUUUCAAUUUGAGUGCGGGAACUACUCUGAUGCUGCUGUCUACUUGUAUCAAUAUCGUGCUUUGUGCACUAACAGUGACAGAAGUUUGAGUGCUUUGUGGGGCAAGCUAGCGGCAGAGAUUUUAAUGCAGAAUUGGGAUAUUGCACUCGAGGAACUUAAUCGACUCAAGGAGAUUAUAGAUUCCAAGAAUUUUGCUUCACCUUUAAAUCAACUGCAGAAUAGGAUAUGGCUGAUGCACUGGAGCCUUUUCAUCUUCUUUAACCAUGAAAACGGGAGAAAUGGAAUCAUUGAUCUUUUCUUCCAAGACAGGUAUUUGAAUGCUAUUCAAACAAAUGCACAUCACCUCUUACGUUAUGUUGCAACUGCUGUCAUUAUCAAUAAAAGGAGAAGAAAUAUGCUUAAGGAGUUGAUCAAAGUCAUCCAGCAGGAACAGCACUGUUACAGGGAUCCUAUUACAGAAUUUUUAGAAUACUUAUAUGUCAAUUACGAUUUUGAAGGUGCACAGAAGAAGCUCACGGAGUGUGAGCAAGUAAUACUGAAUGAUCCCUUUCUUGGAAAACAUGUUGAAGAUGGUAACCUUACCACUGUACAUCUAAGGGAUGAGUUUCUUGAAAAUGCCCGUCUCUUCAUUUUUGAAAGUUACUGCCGCAUACAUCAGUGCAUUGACAUCAGCAUGCUUGCUGAGAAGUUGAACAUGAGUUAUGACGAGGCAGAAAUGUGGAUAAUGAAUCUUGUUCAAAACUCAAAGCUUGAGGCGAAGAUUGAUUCAGCAUCAGGGACUGUUAUCAUGCGAACCAAUCAUCUUAAUGUAUAUGAACAGAUCAUUGAAAACAUGAAGAACCUUAAUGUGCGGACAUAUGUUUUGGCAAAGAACAUUCUGGAACCCGCACAAGCUGCUGCUCGCUAGAAGCAAAAGAAUUUUACCACAUAUAAGAGAAAGAUUCAUGCAGUUUUUAGUGUAGUAUCUAGAUGGGAGCAUGAUUUUCUCUUUUUUUUUAUGAUUUUGUUACAGAGCUAGAGCUUUCUAUUCCUCCAGAAGAUUUUUGACCUCGCUGUGGUUUUCUAUAUGUUGAGAUUGUUUCAGUACCUUACAACCUAAUGUUCUUUUGUUUGCUUUUUUUUGUCUCCUGAAAUGUAUGGACAUCUAUUUUGCUUAAUUAACUGACACAUGCCCUCCAUCA